Hyaena hyaena (striped hyena) is the source of this 1202-nucleotide messenger RNA. RefSeq names its product MYG1 exonuclease (gene MYG1). The coding region runs from base 24 to 1172 and encodes 382 amino acids. Gene Ontology annotation, cellular component: cytoplasm; nucleus. The transcript has 7 exons. The record is from RefSeq and is a predicted model, not a curated record. NCBI's taxonomy places the organism in Eukaryota, Metazoa, Chordata, Mammalia, Carnivora, Hyaenidae.
AUCCCUUUCCAGAGGGAGGCCGCAUGGGCCACCACUUCCUGCGCGGUCUUCUCCCUCGCCUUCGGCGGCGGCUGCUGCUGCUGCGUCCGCCCGCCCUCCGGGCCGGGCCCCGGACGCUCAGCCUGGAGCCCGCCCCGCCGUCCAAGCGAGCCCGCGGCAGCCGCAUGGCGCCACCGCGCAUCGGGACGCACAACGGCACUUUUCACUGCGAUGAGGCCCUGGCGUGCGCCCUGCUGCGCCUGCUGCCCGAGUACCGGGACGCAGAGAUCGUGCGGACCCGGGACCCCGAAAAACUGGCUGCCUGUGACAUCGUGGUAGACGUGGGUGGCGAGUACGACCCGCAGAGACACCGAUAUGACCAUCACCAGAGGUCUUUCACAGAGACCAUGAGCUCCCUGUCGCCUGGGAAGCCAUGGCAGACAAAGCUGAGCAGUGCGGGACUCGUUUAUCUGCACUUCGGGCACAAGCUGCUGGCCCAACUGCUGGGCGCUGACGAAGAGGACAGCACGGUGGACACCAUCUAUGACAAGAUGUACGAGAACUUCGUGGAGGAGGUGGAUGCGGUGGACAAUGGGAUCUCCCAGUGGGAGGAGGGAGAGCCUAGAUACGCGCUAACCACCACACUGAGUGCCCGGGUUGCUCGGCUUAACCCUACAUGGAACCAGCCCAACCAAGACACGGAGGCCGGGUUCAAGCGUGCGAUGGAUCUGGUUCGCGAGGAGUUUCUGCAGAGAGUAGACUUCUACCAGCAUAGCUGGCUGCCAGCCCGGGCCUUGGUGGAAGAGGCCCUGGCCCAGCGAUUCCAGGUGGACCCAAGUGGAGAGAUAGUAGAACUGGCAAAAGGUGGAUGCCCCUGGAAGGAUCACCUCUACCACCUGGAAUCUGGGAUGUCACCCCCGGCGACCAUCACCUUUGUUAUCUACACUGACCAGGCUGGACAGUGGCGGGUACAGUGUGUGCCCAAGGAGCCCCACUCAUUCCAGAGCCGGCUGCCCCUGCCAGAACCCUGGCGGGGACUUCGGGAUGAGGCCCUGGACCAGGUCAGUGGGAUUCCUGGCUGCAUCUUUGUCCACACCAGUGGCUUCAUUGGUGGGCACCACACCCGAGAGGGUGCCUUGAGCAUGGCCCGUGCCACCCUGGCCCAGCGCCAACGCCUCCUACAAAUCUCCUAGUCCAAUAAAAUGCUCUCUGUCUCAUACUGA